CCAUUGGGCAUCUAUUGGCUCCGCCGAAGGUGUUGCGUGUGGCAGUGCGCUCGAUCUUUUGCCCACCCUCGUUCCGCCACUUCUACGAUAUACUGAAGGGGCGACGGAUUCCGAUGGAAACCGCGUGCCGUAAGUUUUGGUGGGGUUCGCUUGAAGAUGCACUUGAUGCAGAAUCCAAAAAGGUGACAUGUUCUUCUUUUUUUCAGUCUGCCGUUAGCAAAUGGGAGCGAGCACGCGGCGAUCUUGACACAAUGAAGGAAUUCUUUAUGUGUAAGGCCGCUAGUUUGCGUAACUACCACGUUUCCACAUGGAUUGAGAGCUGCAGUAAGGUGGAGACUCUCGCUGGACUUUUGGAUAUUCUCGUGCAGGAGAUAAACGUCUACGGACCCCCUCUUCUUUCCCCCGAAGCGGCAACCGCGUUGCUCACGGCAGUUCUCAUCCUGCAUUCCACAGAAGGCGGGGAAAACAAGGUGUCCGCAAGUACAGACACCCUGCGUUCACUUGGAGUUGUGUACUUUGUGGUGCCCGCCGAUCGAGCAUUUUCUGCUGCGCCGUAUUUUAAGGGAAUUUACCAUGAACGCUACAUCAGCUCAACUUCUCUCGAUUGGACUGUGGGGUGGGACGGUGCCGAGGCGCUUCUGGUGGGCCGUUCUAUUCGCCGCAUAACGAAGUACCCCACGACAACGAAGGAGGCGUUCUUUCGUGUUGAGCACCGGCAACGGGGAAGUCAUGAUGAAAAUUAUUUUCCCAAGGUGACUUUCCGCGUUCCGGAAAUUCGAUUACGCCUCAUGGCAGUUCACCUUCUCGACGCGGCACGAUACUUCGAAGAUCAAGGGCAACAACUGCAGAAGGAUGAGAAAAGGACGACGACGGUUUCGUCGCAAGUGAAAGGUAUGAUGCCUGACUCAAAGCCCGAGAUUGUUGCACGUCACUUGCCGUUUGGUGCUAUUGCGGUUAACAAACCGGCAGGGAUGAGCACGACUUUGCACGUGGCGUACCCGCACUUGAUCCAAUACCUUUCCCGCUGUGUGCCAUGGAAAGGAGUUGAUAUCCCCGUUCUUUUUCAGCACGGACUUGUCAACCGCAUAGAUGUUGGCACAAGCGGUCUGGUACUCGUCACGGAUACGGGAAACUCACUGGUAGCGACGCGGCGUGCCAGUGUCGUAGACCGGCGCGUUGAGAAGAUAUACCGGGCCCUUGUGCUGCAUUGUCCCCCGCCCGAGUCGCGGGCGGGUAGCGAGGAGUUUUGGUACCUCAAUCCCAAGGGCGUUAUUAAUUGGAAUGUGUUUGCCAAUGGCGCUGACUACUCACUGCAGCUUGCGGCCCACGAUCCUGAGAGAAAAAGAGGGCUACCACCGGCAUUCAUGGACCGGCGUCCAGCAACAACGAUGUACCGUGUUCUGAACUAUUAUCCCUCCAGUGGUGUAUAUUAUUUGGAGGUGCAGCUUCGCAGCGGGCGCCGACAUCAGAUCCGUCAGCAUUUUGCACAGAUUUGUCAUCCGCUGGUUGGCGAUGGCCGUUAUCACGAGCGGGCAAGGUCAAUGGGUGAGCAGAUGGGUCUCUAUCGACCUGCUCUACAUGCGUCCCGGAUAACUCUCCUACCGUCUUCCUUAGAUUCUGCGACGGAUGCAAUCGAUGAUGCGUCGUAUACCAGGAAGGAGGACUCGGAAAAGACUGUUGUAGAGUGCCCGUUGCCGGACGAUAUUCGACGUGCACUACGUUGGCUGCAGGAGAAAGAGGAAAGGGGAAAGGGCACGGAUCACGUCUAA
This is a messenger RNA of Trypanosoma cruzi, 1769 nucleotides long. Its product is annotated as RNA pseudouridylate synthase, putative. Gene Ontology annotation, biological process: pseudouridine synthesis. NCBI's taxonomy places the organism in Eukaryota, Euglenozoa, Kinetoplastea, Trypanosomatida, Trypanosomatidae. The transcript has a single exon. The annotation marks the transcript as partial. Gene Ontology annotation, molecular function: pseudouridine synthase activity; RNA binding. The record is from RefSeq and is a predicted model, not a curated record.